Molecule: messenger RNA, 2519 nt
Organism: Paramisgurnus dabryanus
Lineage: Eukaryota; Metazoa; Chordata; Actinopteri; Cypriniformes; Cobitidae
Source: RefSeq, a predicted model, not a curated record
GUGAACCUGAGGUUCACUUGAGGAACCCCAAAUUCAAAGAAUCUUUCACAAAAGUCAGAUGUGAAACUUGGAUCAGAAAGUAACACUUAAAGCAGCUAAAAGAAAAUGCAAGGAUUGAGAUAUCUGGUCCUUCUGGUGUGUAUCAGUUUUACCGCCUUGGUUGGGAUUUGUAAGGGGAAAUCUUUAGGUGAAAUUCCCUAUUUCGAAGAUGCAAGGUUUAUAGAGCAAGACCUUGAAGAAGAAGUCAACAAUAAUGACAAGUUGGAAAGCUUUUUAGGGUUAAUGAAGGAAGAUUUUUUGAAGAAGUUGAAUUUAUCAGGUGUGCCGCAGGAGAACAGGAAAGUUCGGCCUCCUCAGUACAUGAUGGACAUCUAUAAUAAGUAUGCAGCUGAUAAAACUUCAAUGCCUCGGUCUGAUGUCAUUCGAAGCUUCAUCAUACAGGAUGUGACUUAUUCUGUCAGACAUGGCAACAAAACACAACACAGACUUCUAUUCAACGUUUCCAUCCCAAGUCAUGAAAAAAUUUCAUUAGUGCAACUCAGGCUGUUCACUCUCUGGGAUGGUGUUAAAACCUCCUACAAUGACUUUCUCGCCUCCGUUAAUGUUUUUUACGUACAAAAUGUACAGAACACAAACAUUUUACAUUUUCUGGAUGGGAGGGAUGUUACUGAGGCAAUAAACACAUGGGAGGCAUUUGAUGUGACCACGGCUGUGAGGAGCUGGCAUGAAUCUGGACAAGGAGCAGGUGAACUCCAGGUGGAGCUGGAACAAGACAGCGAUUCCCUUAAAGAUGGAUGGCUUGAUAUAAGUAUUGGUUUAGAGGACAACACCUCAGCUGUUUUAAUCGUUUUUUCAGACGAUCUAGAGAACAGAAAGGCCGAAUCAAUGAAUGAGGUAAUGGAGAUGCUUCUACGUGAAAAAGAGGCAGAAUUUUUGGACGAUUAUGUUCAUGUGGACCAGCAUCCCAGGAGAAAAAGGAAAGCGAAGAACAAUUACUGUCACAGAACAUCGCUGAAGGUGAUUUUUAAAGACAUCGGUUGGGAUAAAUGGAUUGUUGCCCCACCCGAAUAUGAGGCUUACGAAUGCAAAGGGGUGUGCAGUUAUCCGCUGACGGAUGAUCUAACCCCCUCCAAACAUGCCAUCAUCCAAACUUUGGUUAAUUUGAAUGAUCCGAAAAAGGCAAACAAGGCAUGUUGUGUCCCAACUAAGCUGGACCCAAUUACUGUUAUGUACCAAGAGAAAGGUGUGGUCACAGUCCGACAGCUCUUUAAGGACAUGAAAGUGGCGGAGUGUGGGUGUAGGUAAUGUUUGGCUGCAUGGUACAGGCUUUGUGUAAAAAAUGUUUUAUAGCAUUUUUUAUUUCAUCAUUAAUAUUUGUUAACAAAAAUGUCUAAAAUCAAUAAUUUUACAUCAGUAUCCAUACCAUGCUGUAUGUUGUAUUUAAUUUAUGCUGAAUUUUAUUUAAGAUACCAGAGCAGUUUGGGGGAUUUCACAGCAUCAGGGGUUUUUGUUUUGGAUUUAAAAGGAAAACACCACAGUUUUUCAAUAUUUUACUGUGUUCUUACCUCAACUUUGAUGAAUUAUUACAUCCCUUUUUUUUCAAUGCGUGCACUUAAUCUUUGUACAGCGCGUUGUGAAUGUGUUAGCAUUUAGCCUAGCCCCAUUAAUUCCUUAGGAUCUAAUUAGGGAUGAAUUUAGAAGCCACCGAACUCUCGGAGGACUCGAUGCUUAAAAAGCUCUCACAUACAUAGCUAGAUGUGUCUGUGUUGCUAUUUUUGUGUAGCCUUACAUCACAAUAAAAAUAUUUUGAAGCGUUUUGAAAUUAGUAGGGGUGCUGGAACAGACUUGACAUCCUAUCAAGCCAUAUCUAUGUCUAUAUUAAACAAAUAUACUACGAUUAACAUGGGUGCUUGAGAGAAAACAUGUUAACUAUUGCCAAGAGGUCAAAGCCCUUGUAGUGCCAUAUACAGUAGAUCCUCCAAUGCUGUGCACUGUAUAAUGUAUGUAUGUAUAAAUAUUUAAAUUUUAUCUCAUUUAUUUUAUUUUUUACAAACAAAUUCUAAGUAUUCCAAUAAUGUGAUCAGCUUGUAAGCUCAUAAGUUGCAAGAUUUUAAAAUAAUAAACAUACCCUAUGCUUAACAAACACGGCUAUUCACUGUACUGCUUUGGCUGUAAUGAAUGAAUAUUUAAUUUACAGUUUGUUUAGAUCAAAAACUAUUUUUUUCAAGCACAGUGUCCACAACUACACUUUUUGUUUUGCAUUUCCUCCUAUCGGACAUUCUAGACAACACUCCAGACAUCUUAAGAAAAGAUUUCCUGCUCCUGAUUGGCCACAUGAAAUCAGCAGACAGAAUUGCAUAAGACGCUUUAAAAGAUAAAGCAAGAUUAGCAGUGUAGCACCAAUAAGCAUUUAGUGAGUGUUGUGUUAUAUAUAAUUUUAUCCUGUUGUGACCAUGGCCUCUAAAUUCAAAGUAAUCUUUCAUACAUUUUCAUUAAAGGGAUAGUUCAAUGACAGUUUA